GUAGGGAAAGGCAAGAGAAGCGGCUGUGCCUGUGUCUACUGCAUGCAUGCUAAAUAAGACACCUCCAGUCUUGGAUUAUCUGUCUGGCGGUGUGCUCGCAGCCUGAGACCCGGAGGCCGCCACCCCACUUCUCUUUCUCCUCCCUUUCAUACUGAAAGGAGAGUAGAGACACAGUCUACUGUUUGCCUCCUGCAGACUCCAUACACUUCUGAAUUCUGGUCAAGUGAGAUGAACAAGAUGAAGAACUUCAAGAGGCGUUUCUCACUCUCCGUGCCACGAACAGAGACAAUAGAGGAGAAUGAAUUUACGGAACAGAUAAACCAGCUCAACAUCCGCUGCAAUGAUGGUGUGGUGCCAAAUAGUCUUGGUCUGCACAGCCUGCAACCAAGUCCAGUGGCACCAGACAGUGAGGCCCAGUCCCCUACCCAUCUGGAGUACUGUAACAAAGUCCAACAUCGCCGGUUCUCCAUGGAGGACGUAUCUAAGAGGAUGUCUCUGCCCAUGGAUAUUCGUCUCCCUCCAGAAUUUCUGAAGAAGUUACAGAUGGAGAGUCCUCCACCAUGCAAACCUCUCAGCCGAGUGUCCAGAAGAGCUUCACUGUCGGACAUUGGCUUUGGGAAACUGGAGACCUACGUGAAGUUGGGCAAACUAGGAGAGGGUACAUAUGCGACUGUAUUUAAAGGUCGCAGCAAACUCACAGAAAACCUGGUCGCCCUGAAAGAAAUUCGUCUCGAGCAUGAGGAGGGUGCCCCGUGCACAGCCAUACGGGAAGUGUCCCUGCUUAAGAACCUGAAACACGCCAACAUCGUAACACUGCAUGACAUCAUCCAUACGGAUCGAUGCCUUACCCUGGUCUUUGAGUAUCUGGACAGUGACUUGAAGCAGUACCUCGACAACUGUGGAAAUCUAAUGAGCAUGCACAAUGUGAAGAUAUUUAUGUUCCAGCUUCUUCGUGGUUUAUCAUAUUGCCAUAAAAGAAAGAUUCUCCACCGGGACUUGAAGCCUCAGAAUUUGCUCAUAAAUGACAAGGGAGAACUCAAGCUGGCAGACUUUGGUUUGGCCAGAGCAAAAUCAGUCCCAACAAAAACCUAUUCGAACGAGGUAGUGACCUUGUGGUAUCGACCUCCUGAUGUUUUACUGGGUUCCACAGAGUACUCCACACCAAUCGACAUGUGGGGUGUUGGCUGUAUCCUGUAUGAAAUGGCAACAGGGCGUCCCAUGUUUCCUGGAUCAACAGUGAAGGAGGAAUUACACCUGGUAUUUCGGCUUAUGGGCACCCCAACUGAAGAGACUUGGCCAGGAAUCACAGCUAAUGAGGAGUUCAAAUCGUACCUAUUUCCUCAGUAUCGAGCACAAACGCUCAUUAAUCAUGUGCCCAGGCUUGACACAGAGGGGAUAGACCUUCUCACAGCUCUAUUACUGUUCGACACCAGACAAAGGAUUUCAGCCGAGUUGUCUCUGAGACACUCUUACUUCUUAAGUCUGGGCGAGAACAUCCACUCUAUACCUGACACUUCGACAGUGUUUUCACUGAGGGAGAUCCAGUUACAGAAAGAUCCAGGACAUAGGAGUUCAGUAUUCCAGCCUCCAGGUCGAGGGAAGAACCGCAGACAAAGCAUAUUCUGAGGAAAGAAUCAUAGUGGUGUAUAUGAAGAUCACAUCACCAGAACAAAAUCACUUUGAAGCAAACAGCUGUACAUGCCUAUUGUGUUACAGAAUGAUUUAUUUAUCACCCCAAAAUGUGCAUACAUGCAUCAGUUCCUAUACACUCCAAAAACAUGGAGUACUGUUGGCUGUAGCUCGGACAACUGACUGAAUAAAUCUGAAUCAGCCUCAGUUAUAUUUUAUAAGUGAAGGCCACAAAACACAAAAUCUGAUCAAAUUGAUAUUUAAAAUGGCCCAAGACAGUACUGACUGGUGCUAUGUUUGAAAUAGCAUUCUACACUUACUAUUUCUGCAGUAUAUACAGAAGAUACACCAGAAAUAUUUAGAGUAGUAUGGUAGUACGCUAUUUUCGAACUUGCCAUGAGAUUUAUCCAUAAGAGAGACUUGAGUUGAACUCAAGUUCAACUGGAUCUGUAGUACUUUCAGGUGUUCAGAAUUAUAUAUUUAGUAUUUUUAAGUGUGUGUGCGUGUGUGCAGUAUAUGUAUAAGAAACAUGGUAGCUACAUGUCUCACUUUUCCCAUUGCUUGAAAUUUCAUUCAUUUCCUUUUUGUUUGAACUUGUUUUGCCAUAUGUGUUUAAAGAGUCAUUGCACAAGCUCAUAUAACAGUUUAUUUCGCAAGCAUUUGCUCAAUACUAUAAUAUUUGGAAGGGUUGAGAUGUAUUACAAAUUUAAAUUCCAUCAUAAACAUUUGAGCCAUUGAGUAGAGAACCCUUCUUGAGAAUUACUUGAAUUCUGCCAUGUUGCCAUUGAACUUCAGAUAUUAAAGGUGCUGUAUGCGAUUUUAGCAUAGACCUCAUGUCUGCAAAUCCAAGCAUCCAAAAUGAUAGACAGGCAGAGAGUGAUUCUGAUUGGUUAUGUUUUCCUUGUGUUUUUCACACCCAUUUCACUGAUAUUUGUCAGGUAAUAGUGACAUUUUAUGUUUCGUAUUUAAAAUUGCUUACGGCAUCUUUAACAUUCUAGUUACUAUUUUACGAAAUCAUCAAAAGGUGCCUUUUGAAGACCAUAUGAGAUAAAUAUUAGACUUUCGGAAAAUACAAUCUACUUCAAUUAUUUUGUUCCUUUCAAGUAUAAUUGCACAUAUUAAUUGCUAAACUGUAUUUGCACAUGGCAUGCAAGUGUCCUCUUGAAUUUAGACUUUAUAUUGUUCUCCUACUGUACCUUGUAGUUUAAAAAAUAAAGCACUAUGAAUUUUUAUUGUUAAUGACGCUGUGCAGCAAAAUAUACUAGUUUUGCAGUUGACGAAAAUAAAAGUCCGAUAUUUUCUAGGCUAGAAUGACUGAUGGAGAGAAUGAGAGGUCAGAGCCAAUUCUGUAAUACAUUAUUUGACAUGACUGCAGCCAGGGGUGUAGACUCCAGGGGGAAUGGGGUAAAUAAUACAAAUAAAAAAACAAGCAAGAACAACAUACUAUGUAUACCAUGAUUAAUGGAAACAUAUAAAUUGUUCACACUGUAACCCCCCACUUCCCCAAUCUACGCACUUGACUGCAGCAGUGGCACUAAUUUAUGUGGUUUGUGGUAAAUUAAAAUAUAUUAAAUACUCUAUUGAAAAUAAUUAAUAUAUAAAUAUAUGUAUUUUGACAAGUGUUUUCUUUAUUCUCAGUGUGUUUAUGCCAGAAAAAAAGAGACUACUGUAUUACAUGAUCUUAGAUGACAUCUAAAUGUUUUAUAAAAGAUUUAGAUUUUUGUAUGAAAUGUGACAUUAAAUAUUUUGUGUGAUUUGUCUAUUCUAUUACGAUAUUCCGAAGCUGAAUGUAUUGUGACUGGGAAAAUGCCAAAAGUAAUUAAACAGUAAUUCAACUAAAUAAAUUGUAAAGUUACACAAAUUGCAAAGAGUUUGUUUAUUCUUUGGCAAUGGGGUGGACCAUGGUGGCCAAUGCAGUGUUUCUCAUCAUGAGAAUAAUUCCCUCAUCUCAAACAAUAGUCUUACUGUCUUGCAUGGAGAUGUCUGUCAUUAGUACACUUCAAAGUACAUUUUAAAUGAUGUAGUCUCGAGAGCUUUGUUCGAAAAUUAAUACUAGCUUAGGCUACUACUAAAUACUACGCAGUAUAUAGGCUAAAGUGCAGUAUGUAUACUUUAUAUUUUAUUAAACAUGUUCC
Xyrauchen texanus (razorback sucker) is the source of this 3764-nucleotide messenger RNA. RefSeq names its product cyclin-dependent kinase 18-like. NCBI's taxonomy places the organism in Eukaryota, Metazoa, Chordata, Actinopteri, Cypriniformes, Catostomidae. Gene Ontology annotation, biological process: protein phosphorylation. The record is from RefSeq and is a predicted model, not a curated record. The transcript has 16 exons. Gene Ontology annotation, molecular function: ATP binding; protein kinase activity. Gene Ontology annotation, cellular component: cytoplasm; nucleus. The coding region runs from base 229 to 1626 and encodes 465 amino acids.